This is a messenger RNA of Talaromyces amestolkiae, 1224 nucleotides long. RefSeq lists its product as uncharacterized. Gene Ontology annotation, biological process: transmembrane transport. Gene Ontology annotation, molecular function: transmembrane transporter activity. The record is from RefSeq and is a predicted model, not a curated record. The transcript has 3 exons. Gene Ontology annotation, cellular component: fungal-type vacuole membrane. Lineage: Eukaryota; Fungi; Ascomycota; Eurotiomycetes; Eurotiales; Trichocomaceae. The coding region runs from base 1 to 1224 and encodes 407 amino acids.
AUGAGCAAGCACGAUACAUCAGACACUGAGAAACAACCGUCUUCAAAGCCGGUUGACAUAUCUUCCGAACCACCAGACGGUGGUCUGACCGCUUGGUUGCAAGUCCUCGGAGCCUUCCUUCUUUUUUUCAACUCAUGGGGCCUUGUGAAUUCUUUUGGAGUCUUCCAAAGCUACUACGAAUCCAAUCUUAUCGCUUCCCAUUCGUCUUCCUCUAUCGCCUGGAUCGGUACCGUGCAAGGCUUCCUCCUCUUCAUAAUUGGCGUAAUCGUGGGGCCCAUCUUUGAUAAAGGUUAUCUUCGAAGCCUGGUCGCUAUCGGGUCCUUCCUGGUUGUUUUAGCACAUGGAGUUAGUGUGGGCGUCGGCUGUGCCUUUCUUUUCCUGCCCAGCAUUGCCAUUGUGGCGACAUAUUUUACCACACGUCGUGCACUUGCGACGGGAAUAACCGCGUCCGGCGGGAGUAUCGGCGCCGUUAUCUAUCCCAUUAUGUUCGAGAAACUAAUCCAUAAGGUCGGUUUUGGUUGGACAACGCGUAUCAUGGGUUUUGUGGCUCUAGCAGGUUUGAGCGUGUCACUGAUUGUGUUGAAACGACGACUACCACCGCCGAGGGAAAGACGUUCACUUUUCGAUAUGAGUGCUUUGAGGGAAGCGCCGUUCCUGGUGUUUGCUUUUGGGCUUUUUCUCUGCUUUGUGGGGCUGUACUUCCCCUUUUUUUAUCUGGAGGGCUUCUUUACCUCCUAUCUUUACAACGACAGUAGCCUCAGCUUUUACAUUUUCUCAGUCUUGAACGCCACCUCCGUUCUUGGUCGCGUCACCCCGGGUCUCCUGGCGGAUCACUUUGGUGGACUCAACACGCUCGCUCCAAUAAGUCUCCUGGCGACUGUCCUGGCAUUUGUGUGGAUCGGUGUCCGCGAUGUCGCUGGAGCUGUCGUCUUUGCAUGUUUCUACGGCUACGCCUCGGGUGCCAUUGUAUCGUUGCCGCCUUCAAUCCUGACACGCAUGUCACCAAAUAUGGGCCUCGUGGGCACAAGGCUAGGCAUGAUUUUUAUGUUUGCCGGGUGCGGAUUUUUGAUUGGCACCCCUAUCGCGUCCACGCUUCUGAAUCUGGCCAAGGCGGAGUUUUGGAAGGCGCAGCUAUUUAGUGCUGUGUUUGUGGCAACGGGAACAGUCUGUUUUUUUUUCUUGCGGGUGAUGUUAGUGAAACAGGUGGACGGCUGGAAGAUUUGA